Molecule: messenger RNA, 1590 nt
Organism: Solanum lycopersicum (tomato)
Lineage: Eukaryota; Viridiplantae; Streptophyta; Magnoliopsida; Solanales; Solanaceae
Product: abscisic acid 8'-hydroxylase 3
Biological process (GO): sterol metabolic process; brassinosteroid biosynthetic process; brassinosteroid homeostasis
Molecular function (GO): heme binding; monooxygenase activity; oxidoreductase activity, acting on paired donors, with incorporation or reduction of molecular oxygen
Source: RefSeq, a predicted model, not a curated record
AUGGACUUAAUCAUUUUUAUUGUAAUGUUGUUAGUGAUGGUUUUAGUAGUAGUUUUAUUAGUUCUAUUAAGAACAAAUAAGGCUUCUCCAAAAGAAAUGGAAGCAAUUCCAGGUACCUUAGGAUGGCCUAUUAUUGGAGAAAGUCUCUCUUUCAUAUCCGAAUUUUCGAGCCCUGCUGGUAUAUACAGCUUCAUCAACAAGAGACAGAAACUGUAUGGGAAGGUGUUUAAGAGUUAUGUGUUGGGAAGGUAUACAGUAUUCAUGACGGGAAGAGAAGCAAGCAAGAUCUUGUUGACAGGUAAAGAUGGGAUAGUGAGCUUAAACCUUUUCUACACAGGACAGCAAGUACUUGGACCUACAAGCUUGCUCCAACAGACAGGAGAGGCGCACAAGAGACUCCGAAGACUAAUUGCUGAACCACUUUCUGUUGAUGGUUUAAAGAAGUAUUUUCAGUUUAUCAACAGUUUAGCUAUUGAAACAUUGGAUCAGUGGUCUGGAAGAAAAAUUUUGGUUCUUGAAGAAACUUCCACAUUUACACUGAAGGUGAUAGGCAACAUGAUAAUGAGUUUAGAGCCAACUGGUGAGGAGCAAGAGAAAUUUCGAACCAAUUUCAAGAUUAUUUCUGGCUCUUUUGCUUCUUUACCCUUUAAAGUCCCGGGAACUGCCUUUUAUCGUGGCAUUCAGGCUCGUGAUCGAAUGUAUGCUAUGUUAGACUCGAUAAUUGACCAACGGAGGAGUGGGGAAAACAUAAAACAAGAUUUCUUGCAAUCCCUGGUGAAGAAGCAUGGCAAAGAUGCACCCGAAGGAGAUGAUGAUGACAAACUCACAGAUAAACAACUUAAGGAUAACAUAUUGACGCUUCUAGUUGCAGGCCACGAUACUACAACUGCCGCUUUAACAUGGCUCCUCAAAUUUCUUCAAGAAAAUCCUGCUGUAUUGGAACGACUAAGAGAGGAGCAUAGAGAAAUCCAAGCUCAAAAACAAGGCACGUUAGAUCUCACCUGGUCUGAAGUCAACAAUAUGCCUUACACCGCCAAAGUAAUCAGUGAAACACUUCGAAUGGCCACAAUCCUUCCAUGGUUUUCAAGAAAAGCAGCACAAGAUUUUGAGAUUGAGGGGUGCAAAAUCAAGAAGGGAUGGUCACUUAACUUGGAUGUAGUGUCUAUUCAUCGCGACCCCAAAAUAUUUCCUAAUCCGGAGAAGUUUGAUCCUUCUAGAUUUGAUGAUCCUCUAAAACCUUUCAGCUUCCUUGGAUUUGGAAGCGGACCACGCAUGUGUCCUGGAAUCAACUUAGCCAAACUGGAAAUUUCUGUCUUUCUCCAUCAUCUUGUCUGCAGAUAUAAAUGGACACCGUUAGACACAGAUGACUCUGUCCAGCCAACACUUGUUAGGAUGCUGAAGAACAAGUAUCCCGUCAUGGUUGAGCCACUUUAGAUAAUCUUUUACAUUGUACUACAAAAAGAAGAACUAGACCAUUUUCAGAUAUAUAGGAUAAUGUAAGGAAAAAUAACCAUGGUGCUGUAGUUGUUCCUAAAGAUCCAGUGUUAAAUUGAAAUAUAUAAAGUAUGGAACUCUUUGGUAAUGAUUAAA